This is a messenger RNA of Anisakis simplex (herring worm), 402 nucleotides long. NCBI's taxonomy places the organism in Eukaryota, Metazoa, Nematoda, Chromadorea, Rhabditida, Anisakidae. The record is from the annotation of a GenBank genome assembly.
AUGGUAUUAGAAUUAUUCCAUUGUUAUAUCAUUAUAGGUAACAUCAACCAGUCCCUGUUGACUCUCGGUCGAGUGAUUACGGCGUUAACAAGUGGUGCUGGCCACAUACCGUACAGAGAGAGCAAAUUGACGCGUAUUUUGCAAGAUUCGUUGGGUGGCAAAACAAUCACCACUGUUAUAGCAACUCUGUCUCCAGCAUCGAGUAAUAUUGAGGAGUCAACGAAUACAUUGGAAUAUGCAUCGAGUGCGAAGAACAUCAAGAAUCAUCCAGAAAUCAAUCAGAAGUUGUCUCGUCGUGCCAUCCUUAGGCAAUACAACGAUGAACUGGAAAAACUCAAAAGAGACUUACAAGCAGCUCGAGACAAGAACGGUGUUUACAUUGAUCAGGAGAACUUCGAGUGA